Messenger RNA from Notolabrus celidotus (New Zealand spotty), 1007 nucleotides. RefSeq names its product patatin-like phospholipase domain containing 4 (gene pnpla4). Gene Ontology annotation, molecular function: triacylglycerol lipase activity; retinyl-palmitate esterase activity. Gene Ontology annotation, cellular component: lipid droplet; cytoplasm; membrane. Gene Ontology annotation, biological process: lipid homeostasis; triglyceride catabolic process. NCBI's taxonomy places the organism in Eukaryota, Metazoa, Chordata, Actinopteri, Labriformes, Labridae. The transcript is spliced from 7 exons. The record is from RefSeq and is a predicted model, not a curated record. The coding region runs from base 174 to 935 and encodes 253 amino acids.
GGUCUGCUUCCAUGCUACAGUGUAAUAACCCGGUAGUGUAGUUUUGUAGGUUAUCUAACUCUCUCCCACUACCUGUGUGGAUCUGAUUGGACUUAUUCUACCUUCAUACCCUUAAAUUAAACAUUUAAGAUGUAUUAACGCUGUUUAAUGAGACUGUGAACCCGGUCUCUGCGAUGGCAGUCCUGAACCUCUCCUUCGCUGCGUGUGGUUUCUUGGGGAUCUACCACCUGGGUGCAGUCAGGGCCUUCCUCCGACACGGGGACCGACUAGUCGAGUCACUCAGGGCCUGUGCGGGGGCCUCAGCCGGGGCUCUGGUGGCAGCUGUGAUGAUUACAGCUCCUGACAAGUUAGAGGACUGUGAAGACUUCACCUACAGGUUUGCAGCCAGCGUGAGACGACAGAGGUUUGGAGCCGUCACGCCGGGAUUCAACUUCAUGCUCACUCUGCGGGAGGGGAUGGAGGAGAUUCUGCCCGCUGACGCUCACAGCCUGGCUUCAGAGCGCCUCCACGUCUCCAUCACUCACUCGAAGAGCGGGAAGAACCUUGUGGUGUCUCGCUUCACCUCCAGAGAGGAGCUCAUACAGGCUCUCCUGGCCAGCAGCUUUGUCCCCGUCUAUGCUGGACUCAAACCGGUGGACUUCAGAGGACAGAAAUGGAUCGACGGAGGAUUCACUGACAGUCUGCCCAUCCUGCCCGUCGGACGAACCAUCACCGUGUCUCCCUUCACUGGACUGCAGGACGUGUGUCCGGUCCACAUGGGGCGCUUCAACACCCAGCUCAAGCUGGCCAACAUGAAUGUCAUGUUCUCCAUGGAGAACAUCAAGCGUCUGAACCAGGCCCUGUUCCCUCCAUCCAGCAGGGGCAUGAAGUCGUUCUAUGAGGAAGGAUUCAGUGACGCUGUGCGGUUCCUGAAGAGAGAGUCCUGGAUGAGCUGACGAGGAGGAAGAGGACUGAUUGUAACUGUGUUUAUUUUCUGUCUUUCUCAAUAAACUGCAUGAAACAUCCUG